Cyanistes caeruleus (blue tit) is the source of this 1914-nucleotide messenger RNA. The record is from RefSeq and is a predicted model, not a curated record. NCBI's taxonomy places the organism in Eukaryota, Metazoa, Chordata, Aves, Passeriformes, Paridae.
AUGCCGCCUCUCCCCACCCCCAAACCGGACCCAGUCCCUCUCCGCCUCCCCCCCAUCGGGCGGGCAGAGCUCUCCCGCCCUAUUGUUCCCCGCACCCCGCGGCGGAGGCAGCGCACUCACCACGCGGGCCGGGCUUCCUGCAGCGCCCAUCGGCCCCCUCAGCUCCGGCACACCGGGGCUGCCACAGCGCCCUGCUACUGCUCCUCCAGUAAUACUCGCGGGGCCCAGGCCAGCGCCACCAUCACCCCCCACCACCCCACUGCCACUCCACCAGCGGCCAUCUUGUGCGUCGACUGCUCCUCUCACCGCCCACGUCCCUCCCUCUCUCACCGCACCACCCGCCCCUUCCUGCGCCUGCCUUCCCCCGCAGCCAGGACGGGCUGGGACAGGACGGGACGAGGAGAAAUAGCCGAGUCACGGCCUGGAGGCCGUGGGGGCAGGGCGGUGGAACUAUCGCCCGGCUUGGGGAGUGUACCUCGUGCUCCGUCAGGGACGGUCUCCAAUGUUAGAUACCUUCCUCUUUUCAGGCUACUUGGAAUGCAAAGGUCUAUGCAAAUAUACCCUCUGACUGCAGCGGCUGUGGAAAAAGGAGAAAUUAUAAGGAAGGGUAAGCUAAAUUGUAAAGGUCAGGCAACUCAGCAGGGAGAUUAAAAAGCACUUUCUCCAAAUCUCAGCAAUACAGAUCAGAGGUCCUGGUACCAAACACAAGUCCCCCAGAGAAGGAUAAAAGGUACGCUGGAUGCUGAAUGCAAGAAAGCAGGCAGGGAGCACAGUGCCUAUGUGACACUAGUUCUCACUCUGGCUUGAGAAAUUAUAAGGGAGAAUCCAAACAGUCCUUGGGGAAGGACAACAACCUUUGCAGGUGUUGUUUGGAUCCUUGUUUUCUUUCAAGAAACAGUCAAGGGGUGUAGUUUCUAAUUGUCCAAUAAUAGUGAUGUGCUGGUUUGAUGACCAAUGAGAGUUUUACCUCUCAGACCUUCUUGGACCUGUCUAUAAAAGAAGAUCUGAAAUUGUGCUACCCAGAAGAGAGUCUAUGUCAUACUGCUUCGCCAUUCCUAGUAUAGUGUGACAUCUGGUAGACCCUUGACAUGCAUUGCAGCCAAGAGCUGAAGGACAUUGGAGUCUCCCUCCUCCUUUGAGAGGUAAGGAGCUUUUCCCCAUGUGUUCCUGGAGACCUACAGAUCUCAGUGACCCUGGGCAGAGGGCCCAGCUGGUGAGUGGGCCUGGAACGGCAAAUCUCAGCAAAGCUAGAGCUUACAUUCCCAGGAUGAGCCACUGCGUUUGCGUGUUGAACUCACGGGCCGUUGAGAUAAAGCUUUUCCCAUAAAGGGGAACCAAAGUUCUGCAGAAGAACAAACUCGUCCUCUCUCUGAAUAGGACAUAAGCAGCACUUAGGACUCACUGUGUCAGAAGGCUUUAAAGCGUUACAGCUGUGGCCAUCUGGGCAUGGUAACAUGAGAGUGGAUCAGCCAGGGUGGGUCCCUGUUCCAUGGAUCCCCAGAUAGCUUGGUUCCAGCCAGAGCAACUCGGCCCCUUAAACCGCCUGUGAAUGCUGAUUUGGGAGACCACGCGGGGGAUCCGCAACCUCUACUUCCAGCAGGAGCAGGAGCGACAGCAGUGCACCCUUGCUGUGGCCGGCCUGGCCUCCCCGCCUGGCAUGUACCACACUCCCCGUGCCAGCCCGUCCGGACUUCGGAAGACAUAGACUAGCUCUGCUGAUACAGCUUUGUGCAGAACGCCGUGGUCCCACAGCUGAAAGUCAGAAAAGAGAUGCUGUAACAGAGGGUUUUCCCCAUGGUCCCACCCCGUGGAUUUUGGGGCAAGGAGUUUGCCUUCUGAGUGUUUUAUGCCUUUAACUUUUCCUAUGUUUAAGGAUUGCCUGUAUGCUCUCCCCCCAGCGCAGCAGGUGGAGGC